Molecule: messenger RNA, 5364 nt
Organism: Diaporthe amygdali
Lineage: Eukaryota; Fungi; Ascomycota; Sordariomycetes; Diaporthales; Diaporthaceae
Exons: 12
Coding region: 1-5364 (1787 amino acids)
Molecular function (GO): protein binding
Source: RefSeq, a predicted model, not a curated record
AUGGCGGACCUGCGUCAACAGGAGGUCCUAAAGAACCAGCUCAGUACUCUCAGCACCUCGCUCGGGGGCAAUUUGCCCCUCGACGAUGCGAUUCGCGAUGGCAAGUGUUCUUCUUACCAUUAUGUUGCCGGUAAUUUAGGAAGACGACAACUUGAGGGUGAAUACAUGGGUAUGAAAGAGCUACACAAAUUAGCUCCAGGAUUUGUACCGAAGCCCAUUGCGUGGGGCGAGCUGAAGAGUAUCGUCUCCGCAACCUAUUUUCUGUUGAUGGAGUUCAGAGAUUUCGUCUUAGGACUGCCUAACCCAGUAAAACUGGGUAAAAGACUGGCAGAAAUGCACAAGAAAAGUGAAUCACCCACAGGAAUGUUUGGGUUCGGUAUUCAGACCUUUGAUGGAGCUCGAUUGCAGUCAGUGUCUUGGGAUCCGAGCUGGACAUCGUUCUUUUCCAAGCUGCUUGCUGAGGCGUACCGACAGGAUACAGAGACCAAUGGAGUUUGGCCGGAAUUGAAAGUGGCAUUCGAACGCGUACAGUCUCAUCUGAUCCCACGCCUUUUGGGUGUAUUAGAGACAGAUGGAAAUUCGGUCAAGCCAUGUCUGAUACACGGAGACUUGUGGGACGGCAAUGUUGCGACAGACGCCAACACUGGAGAUCCGGUCAUAUUCGAUUGUGGAGCUUACUAUGCGCACAACGAGAUGGAGUUGGGUAUCUGGCGAGCAGAAAGGCAUGAACUCAGAGACAAAGUCUAUCGACGUGAAUAUCUUCGCAACUUUGAGCCCAGCGAACCCGAGGAGGAAUGGGAUGACAGAAACCGCCUCUAUAGUGCCAAGACAAACUUCAUGCACUCCGCUUGCUAUGCAGGCUCUCCAGCAAGGCAACUGGCUUUCGAUGACUUUGUCUAUCUCAUACAUAAAUAUGUGCCAUGGGAUGAAGGCUCUGCGGAGUGGAUUCAGCCCCGAGCGCGUACAUAUGUGGCGGGGUUGGUUGAGCAGCGCAUACUGGCGGCGUCGUCCGUUGCGAUGUCGCCAAUACAGUUCAAGAUUGCACAGAGAGCGCUAGACCGGGUCCAGGGCAACAUAAUGCUGACAUCAUCUUCGUACAUGGUCUUGGAGGCUCAAGCAGGUUGUCAUGGUGCCGUAAUAAAGAUCCGGCCUUAUUUUGGCCGCAAGAAUGGCUACCCCUCGACCAAGAUUACGCUGGGCGUUGCGGAUUUUGCCAAGAAUCUUCUUUACGAUUUGUUGUACGGCCGGGACCAAAGUGGCAAGAGCUUUGAGCUAGGGCGGAUGCCAAUAAUCUUUGUGACUCACUCUAUGGGUGGCCUCGUUUUCAAAAAGGCAUAUCUCGAUGGCCAACUCGAUGACCGUUAUGCGCCAAUCAUCCACGCUGUCAAGGCUGUUCUCUUCCUAUCCACACCUCACAGGGGCGCAGAUCUCGCGAAUUUUCUGCAGAAGGUUUUAUCGGCGGCCCCUAUAAGCUCCCCUAAGCAAUAUGUAGCCGAUCUUGUCAAGAAGGGCCCAUUUCUACAGAUGGUGAACGAGCAAUUUCGACAUUGUGCCCCAAGCUUGCAAAUCUUCUCCUUCUAUGAGACCCUUCAGACACCUGUUGGGUUCACCUCUGCAAUGGUGCUCGAUCAAGAAUCUGCGAAGUUGGGUUAUCCUGGGGAAGUAUCCCGGUCCCUCAACGCGGACCAUCAUGGUGUUUGCAAAUUUGUUAGUGUAGAAGACAGCAAUUACAAAGUAGUUCUGUCAGCACUGAAGUCACUAGUGUCAACUUAUUCGCCCACUGAACAUCUUCGUGAAGAAGGUCGUCUCGUGCAGCACUUCUUUUUCAGGAACGGGGACGAAAGCAAACGUUCGAUAUCGGCAUUUCUCAGGUCCAUUGCAUAUCAAACCGCUACCCAGAUUCCAGCCUUUCGGCGUUCAUUACUUGCUCUCGCAGACGGUGGCUAUAAAAUUCGAGAAGCUGAUUGGAGAUCGACAUGGACGAAACUAUUCGUUGGCUUGCUGUUCCAAAUGGAUGUCCUGGCGCCACAAUAUUGGAUCAUCGAUGGGCUAGAUGAAUCUGGAUCCCCUCAGCAUAUCUUCGAUAUGCUUGCAGAUAUCUCAGCCUCUUCAUCGCCGAUAAACUGCCUUGUCACAAGUCGCUGGAGUCCUGUCCUGUCAUCAACCUUUGAUAGGGUGCAGUCCAGGAUCACAUCUUCAGCUUUGUCAUUGAAUCAAGAGCUGACUGAUAUACGCAAGUACACGGAAGAAGAAUUGAGAUAUUUAGGCUGGAACGCCUCCGUUAAAGACGAAGUCAUGGCGAAAAUUGUUGAACAUUCAAACGAUAACUUCUUAUGGGUAUAUUUGGUGUUGGAAGAGGUCAAAGACUGCCACACGGAAGAUGACGUUCGUGAAAGACUUGAAGAGCUGCCACCAGGAAUGGAAGAAUUAUAUCAGCAUAUGGAGGACACAAUUCGGCGCAUUCGGCGGCCUUCCGACCAAGGUCUUUCUCGCCAGCUUCUUCUAUGGGCUAUGUAUGCCCGGCGAUCCAUCUCUGUCAACGAGCUUUUGUCGGUACUCGAACCAGAAUUCGGCCAACUACUUGACAUCACGAGUACCAUCAGCAGACUUUGCGGGCACUUCAUUGCUGUGGAAAGUCAUGACAGAAUUGCGCUGUUGCAUCAAUCAGCUCGAGAAUACCUGAUGCAGACCAAAACUUUACCUUUUUUUCUCGGAUCUCUCGGAGCUCAUCUCGAGCUGUUUGAAAAGUCCCUCGGCGCUUUCAUGAAGAGAGAAAUUCGUUCGAUAUUGGAUCCCAAUGAGCUGAAAUGCUUCGAAUAUCGAGCUACAUCCUGGCCCCAUCACCUCGAGGCUAUCAAGCAGCCAGACGAUUCCGACCAACAACUAGACCUUCUCGUCAAAUUCUUCACACAGCCAUAUGUUUUAAUAUGGAUUCAGGUUUUGGCCGCGAUAGGCCAGCUCAAGGUGCUAGUUGAGGCUUCACACGCAGUGAACACUUUCGUGCAUCGCAAGCGUCGCAUCGAUGUCACUCGCGACGCUGCAUCUCGGAGAUUCGAAGAUUUAGAGCUUCUUGACAGUUGGUCACACGACUUGCUGAAAUUGCCCGGCAAGUUCGGUAGCAGCCUAGCGCAAGAUCCAUCGUCCAUAUUCACAUCAGUUGCCUCGUUCUCACCAUUGAAAUCGGCAGUCUAUCGUUACUUUCACAAAACUUCUGCAUCAUCAGUGUCUGUCCGUGGCUUGCCAGAUGAUUGGGAUGAUUGUCUUGCGAGAGUGACUUUGGGAGCUGGUUCCCGAGCAACUUUGAUAGCAUCAUCAGGGCGAUACCUCGCUGUCGCGGAUGAUCUUGGGACUGUAGUCUUGUGGGAUUGCUCGACGUUCCAGCAGACCCAUCGUCUUAUGCACCGAGAACGGAUUUCAGCAAUUUGUUUCAACUCCCGUGGUGACCAAAUUGCGACGUAUGGGUUUGACACCACAAAAAUAUGGUCUCCUCACUCGGGCAAGCUCCUACGGCAACUCACUAAUAUCCGGGAUCUGGGUGCGCUCUGCCUGAACUACGUGGAAAAUGACACGAUACUACUCAUUGGUUCAGAUCGCCGGUGUAUACUCGAAAAUAGACUCGAACGCCGCGAUUCCACGUGGAAAGUUUCGGACCCCUCGCUGCUCAAUGACGUUGACAGCCUCCAAGGAACGCAACUCAACUCUCCAUCAGCGUUGGCUAUCAGCCCAGACGGCAGCAUGGUGGCGGCCGCUUAUAGAAGAUUCCCACUGACAAUCUGGUCUAUCAAACCGCCUAAGAUUAUCAAAAGAUUUACCCGAGAACGAAUUCUAGGCCGUCCUAGUGUCCCAUUACCUUUCGCCAGCAAAAUUUCCUGGCAUCCGAGCAGUGGAGAAAUUCUUGGGCUAUUUCUAGAUGGAUACUCUUUCAGAUAUUCAAUUCUUGACGACCAGCUCGAGGAGCAUCCACCAGACCCUGCACGAAUGCCAGCCGAUAUACACUGUAGUCCUGAUGGCUUAGUAUAUGCGAUUCGCGGCAUAGGCGGAACCAUCAAACUCUACGAUUAUCACAGCGCCACCCUUAUCUACCAGCUGACUUCCAAAGGCGACUCUGUAAGCUCUUUCUGUUUCAGCCAGGACGGUCGUCGGUUCUUUCAGCUCCGAGGGAAUCACUGCACUGUGUGGGAGCCGAACAGUCUCAUCAGGCUGUCCGGCGCUGAUGAUCAUGCUGCGAAUAGCCAAUCAUCUCCAGAGGAAAGCAUAGAAGCAUCGAACGUUGCGUCGGAGACCUUGACGGAUGAAAAGCCUCCAAUCAUGGUGGUCACCCCGUCUCCAAAAAUGCCUCUCGUCUGCUUGGGAGAUGAAGAUGGCCUCAUCGAGCUGUUGGACCAUGAAGCCUUGCAAAGACUUGAAGUAGGAAGGACCGCUACUGAAUUGAGCAUCGAACACGUGGCGUGGGGCGCCCGUGGUGAUCGUCUUUGCUACUCCGAAGUCAGCGGGCGACUCACCGUUAUCGACAUUGCGAUGACCUCUUCAGGCAGUUGGCAGUGUCACAGGGUCAAACGCUUCAAGCCUGCCUUGGCACAGAAGGGAAUCCUUCAAAUAAUGCUUGUACCCGACGGUGAAUCGAUUCUUGCCCUGUCUCAAGAAACGGUGCAACGCUUGUCACUUGCAUCGGCAGAAGUUCUGGCAACAAUUAAGUUGGAUGAAUGUGCUCUUCUGGCCCAAUGGGUGGCACAUCCAACAUCAGAGCAACAUGUUAUUUCCAUCAGCGCUCAAUCUGCUAAAGUCUACCGAUGGUCUGACUUGAAACAGGUGGCUGCCUUUCCAUUGCCCCAAACUGCGUUCCAGAGGCGACCAACAAUGAUAGAAGUGAACCUGUCCACACCAAACCAAAAGGACUCUAGCGAAACCAUCUUCAAAGUUGAGGAGAAGAUAGACUUGGUUCUGUCAACUCACUUAACCGGUCAUGUCCUACUCCGGACGUCACGACUAAGCUCAUCUUCUAUCCUAGUACCCAGGUUGCAAGUCCUGAUCACCCCAGAUAGGCCAAUAUCUCCAGAUCUUGGCUCCAGUGGUAAUCUCGUCUUCCUUGACGUACCGUCCGCAGUCGCAGAACAAACAGAACUACCCCUCAAUAUCCUUCCAAAUGAACGCCUUGUGUUCAUUGACCGAUGUUUUAGAGUCUGCACGUGGCCUUUGCGUUCAAAGAAAGGCACUGAGGAUAUCAAGCGCCAUUUUUUCAUUCCCAGAGACUGGUUGCCAGAACAAAACCUCAGGCUCAUUCAUGUCACCCGUCAGGGUUCAAUUCUAUGUCCUCGAAGCGAUGGUUUUGUUAUCAUCGAGAGUUCCAUGGCUUCUGAGUGGUAA